AUGGAAGUAAACGAUACAUUGAAACUGAAGGCUUUUGGAUGGAAAAAGGACAUGAUCACUAAGCAGCCGCAUAUUUAAAAAGUCAUUAAUAACUCUUAGCAAUAUUAUCCACCAGAUGCUCACGGAGUAAUAGAUGAAUGGGACGCUUUAAUGAAGCAGUAAUAUGAUUUAAUGACAAAGCGAGAGCAGAAUCAAGCAUUGAUGGAUAAAGAGCGUAAGAAGCAGUACCAUGACUACCUGGACUGGCAGCUUAAGGAGAAGCAGAGACUCAAGCAGUUUGAAGAUGAGUCAAAGCGCAAGGACUUGAAUGACAUGAGUUAAAAUCUUCACUAGAUGGAGGAUAUGUAGAAAAGCAGAAGGGAUGAAAAUAAGAAUCUGAAAUCACUAAUGGCAAAUGAAUGGAUAAAUGACAUGGCAAAAAACAAACAGAUGAGAGAGAUGCAGCGGCAAAAGGAUUUGGAGAAUGAAAAAUAAAGGCUCGAAAUGGAACGUUCAAUGGCAACUGAUAAAGAGGCUUAAGAGCGGGCUAAAAAGAAUCAGUGGCUAAAGGAGCAAGAGGCGAUGAUCUAGUUCAAGGACUAUAUGAAGGACAAAGAAAAAGAAAAGAUGAUGAAGGAUCAUGAAGACUUCUUAAGGUAAUAAGCUGAGAGAGAAAAGAAGAAGGAUGACUAGGAUCAGAGGUGGAACAAGUUCUACAAGGACUUCGACGAGAAGCUUACAGGCAAGCAAAAGGAGUAUGAGCAAAAGUUUGUCCAGCCAUUGAAAGAAAAGGAAGCCAGAGAGCAAGAGCGUGUUAUGAGGGAGUUAGAGAUGGCCGAAAAGGCUAAGUGGGACAGAGAGACGAUGGAUUAAAUGCAUAGGAAGGAUGUAAAGAAGCAAAUAUAUGACGGUAAUCUUGAAAGAUUAGGACUUAAAAAUAUGAUGCUGGAAAAAAACAAAGAGAAAGAUAGGAUGUUUCUAGAUUAAAAACUAAGAGAAGCUGAGGCAGCUAAAUAAAGAGAUAUUGUAGAAUAAGAACAGCAUAAAAUGCAGAAAGAUGUUUAUAAAAACACACUAAUGCAGCAGAUGAACUUGAAGCAGCAAGCUACCAAAAAUUAUGGGAAAAUGACAUUUCAAGAGAAAAGACUAAAUAGAUUAGACUUAGAUCAUUACAAGAACUUUGAAAAUUCGGUCAAUGCUCUGAUACCUGGAAUCAACCACAUAAAUUCAGUGGCAAGCAGACCUCUAGCAAAAGGAGCAAUGAACUAACUGUACUAUGGAGGGACUCCUCUGGAAAAGCAAAAAGGUCACAUAUGGAUGUAGCCUAGUGCUAGCUAGUAGUAGCUGCCAACUAUUAAUAAUAUGCAAGGUGGCUUGGGGAUGAGUCAGGCCAAUUAAAUGAACAGUCAAAAUCAGUCAUAUAUGAUUGGCAGUCCUUAGAAUUAUAAUUAAAACUAGCAAAACCAGCCACACUUCUUCGGAGGAGUUCCUGGCUCAACUAAUCAGAUAUAAUCAUCUUAGGUCGUCAACAGAUCACAGUCGCAAGCCCAGUUACUCUCAAGAAAUCAGUUUGAAACUAUUAGGCAGUCUUCUCAGACUCCCUCAUUGUAGCAAUUCCAAAACAAUAGACCCUAGGUUCACAAUCCUAUACUUCAACCUGUUGAUUCAGGAAUGUAGAACCCCUACAUUAAGCGAGAGUUAAUGUCCAGCAUGAUUGUUGGAAACGCGGGCAGAGGAAGUAGUUCAGAUAUGUUUGGUAAUUAAUAAAUGAUGAUGGGCCCAUAGGGGUUCAUGCAGCCGCAGCAUUAGCAAAGAAACUCAAUGGAUAGAGCUAUGAUAAAUAAUAACAGUAAUAACAGAACUUUUUAAUGA
This is a messenger RNA of Stylonychia lemnae, 1851 nucleotides long. NCBI's taxonomy places the organism in Eukaryota, Ciliophora, Spirotrichea, Sporadotrichida, Oxytrichidae. The record is from the annotation of a GenBank genome assembly.